Caenorhabditis briggsae is the source of this 2439-nucleotide messenger RNA. The coding region runs from base 1 to 2439 and encodes 812 amino acids. The record is from RefSeq and is a predicted model, not a curated record. Lineage: Eukaryota; Metazoa; Nematoda; Chromadorea; Rhabditida; Rhabditidae. The transcript has 7 exons.
AUGAAAGUUCUCAUACUUCUAUUCCUUGGAUUACUGUGCCGGUUGAGUGGUUCUUCAUCUACACCAUCGAAUGCGAUGUCAGAAGAUUCCGUCUUCCUGCGAAUCGCCGAAUCUCUCGAUGCUCAUUCCCGGCUGACAGCUUCUCUGAACACCUUUGCUGAGCUCAUAAACCCAACGAAACCAUAUUCGGCACUCGGAAAAUAUUUCCUUCUAGACGAUUCCAUAAUCUCAGAAUUGAUGAAUUUGGAUGGGACGCAUGCAACUAGAAUUGUCGAAGAAUUGACAGACUCGAAUAAUAAUCUAACGGUGUUCAAUGAGAAAAGCAAGAGAUUCAAGAUGUUUCAAAAGCUACACCAGUUAAUCAAUACUACCGUAAUCCCUGGGAAACGAGAGAAGGAUGAGGUGGCAGCGAUAAUUGAAGGAUGGGACAAGUUCAAAUUUCUUGAUUUGGGCCUUUUGAAAUACCACAAGUCCGUUCUGGAAAAUUUGAGCUACUCGGACGACGCCGGUGUUGUUGAAAUGAGGAUUCGAGGAGCUGUGGCUGCUUUGACUGCGAUUCCAACAAUACUUGAAGCAAUCACGGAGGGGAUACCAAAGUUAGAUGGACGUCAUCGGGUUUUUGAGAUUUUCGGAGACUUUGAAUUUUUGAUUUCCAGUCUGAAAGCGUAUAAGGAAGGAGGUUCAGUUGGUGAUGAUGAUCAUGCGGGGAACUUGGGAAAACUUUUUUCAAAAUCUCAAUCAUAUCUAACUGGCAACAGAGUGGCUAGGAUGUUGACAGAAUUGGCUCAUUCUUCGGGCUUUCCACAAACGCUGGUACAUUUGAAACAAGAUCUCGACGGCCAAUUUUUUCGAAAAGUUCUAAACAAAGGAGAAGGCCUUAAACUGCUGAAAACAAUUUUGAAUCCGUUUUUCGAAGUGGAGCUAGUUCUGUCAUCCAUUUGGAAUGAUCUACGUUCUGAUGCGAAACCCGAUGCAUUCAAAAACUCUUCUGACACAGUUUUACGUCUUCUGAAUUGGAUAACUUCGGCUGGAUACACAUCAGAAAUCGAAUUCCAAACAUCUUGGACUCAUCUCCACCGCAUUUUGAAAUCUGAAAUUCCGAUAUCAGAUGAUGAUUUUUUGAACAAUUUCAAAAGUCUAACAGAAGCGUUCGAUGAGUACACGGGACUUUUGAAGAGGGUGAAGGAUUUGAAGGAAUCCAAAGAGUACAGAGCUGCAAUCAAUGGAGUUGAAAGCAUUGAAACGUUGAACCAUUAUUCAGUCUCGCGUAUACAUAUUGCAUCUGUUGAGCAUAAGAACAAGUAUGAGGAAGCAAUGAAAGAAGUUAAGGGCGUGCGAGACAAUUUCGAAAAGGCUCUCGAUGCACUAGUAUCGAUGAAUGAAACAAUCAGUGCAAUCAAAGGAAAAAUCAGUAGUUUCUCGAGUUGGAAAUUGGAUGAGACGGAGAAGUGGCUGAAACAGACUUCCGAGAAUUUGAGAAAAUCAACGGACCAAAAUCUGCUUUCCCGAAUGACUCCUGUAUUCAAAUUCAUCGAUUCGUCCCCUCAAUCACCUUCCGACUUCGCCGAUUUCGCUCGAGUUUGCUCAGUACUCGCUGCUUCUGUGAAAACGGGGAUGGCAAAAGUUGAAGACCUGAAAACGAAGCUGAGCAAUUUGAAAGACGAUCGAUACACUAAAUACAUUAUGGAGUUCAACAAAUACAAUGUGACGGAAAAGUUCCAGAGUGGAUCGAUUUUAUUCAAAUUGUUUGACCGAGUUAUCAAGAGUUCGACAGAUUUUGAGACGUUUUUUAAGAACGGAGACUUGCUGGAAAUUGAAAUUCGAAACUUGAAUUUUAGCACCUCGAUGCGACGUGGAUGGUUGGAGAAGAUGAAGAUUUUCCAGUCCACCAAAUCCAAAUUCUUCGAAAUGAGGGAUCAAAUUCUGAAAAGGCACGAAUUCUACACUCCAGAAUCCAUUGAAAACCUGAUGUCCCUCAGAUGGCUCGUCGAGAAUCUUGCCGACAUUCCAAAUCCAGCACUGGAUGUUUCUCAGUGGCGCGAUUUUGCUGAGGAGGUCGAAAAUUCAAACAAUUCAAUAGCCGUUACUGAUUUCAAGUCUUCUUUCUCAAAAAUUUUCGAUUUGAAUUAUUCGGCUCAUCAAGAAAAAUGCUCAAUGGCCUACACAAAUUAUAGAGCCCUUUUGAGAUUUUUGAAGUCAAUUCUAGCCGCUGAAAAAGUGUCACAAUUGACAUUCUGGGAUUACAAUAAAAACUGGAUCAAAAUCGGUGGAUUCUGCUUUGUAACCAUUCUAAUCAAUGCUGUAAUCUAUGCAGUGACAAUUAUGAAUUUGGAAAGAAAGGCAAAGGAAUCAGAGGAAUCGGAAGAAUUGGAACACUUCAAUGAAAUGUGGGAGGAGUUUGAGAAGAGAAAGAAAGGACAAUUCAUGGGAACUUAUUGA